CCGCAGCACAUCUCUUUUGACCAUGAUUUCCCGUUCAAUAUCCUCAUGGGGCCGGCUCCCAUUGCCGGGAUCAAGUCUUCGUCUAUCUGCCCAGAUCAAUUCAAGAUGCAUGGAUUCUGGAAGACGAUUCUUCACUCGCAAUUCAGUUCUACGACAAAACAUUAAUGCUCCCUUCAAUACACCUCAAUCGCAAAAGCGCAAUGCGUCCACCAUGUAUUAUACCAUGAGUAUCAUUCUCGGUACCGUUGCUUUGGCUUAUGGCUCUGUUCCUCUGUAUAAAAUGAUCUGCCAACAAACUGGCUGGAACGGUCAACCAUCUACUACGCAUCGCGGAGGCGACAACGAUACCGCAUCCCGUGUCAAACCCGUGACAGACGCCCGUCGACUCAGAAUAACCUUCAAUGGAUCAGUGUCGGAUGUUUUACCGUGGAAAUUCACUCCGCAGCAACGCGAAGUCCGUGUGCUUCCGGGAGAAACAGCGCUUGCUUUCUUUACAGCUACGAAUAAGGGCCCCACAGAUAUCAUUGGUGUUGCGACAUACAGUGUGACCCCUGGUCAAGUCGCACCCUAUUUCAGCAAGAUUCAAUGCUUCUGCUUUGACGAGCAGAAGCUUAACGCCGGGGAAUCGGUCGAUAUGCCGGUAUUCUUCUUCAUCGACCCUGACUUCGUCACGGACCCAAACAUGAAAGGCAUUGACACUAUCACUUUGUCAUACACCUUUUUCAGCGCCUGUGACGAAGAGGCUUUCAUCAGAGGAAAGCCUCUGACGACCUGUAAUCGAUAUGUGUACGAUAUGGGUAGGAGAUUUCCCUUCCCAGCGACUUCAUCCAUACACUUUGAAGCUCAAAACCGAUCGCUCAAGAUGGCGUUGCUAGUUGAUAAACACCGACCUCGCUCGCUGGACUCUCUGACAUAUCACCCAGAGCUUUCCUCACGACUAAAGUCCCUGGCACAAAGCGGCGACUUCCCACAUCUACUGAUCUACGGACCAUCAGGCGCAGGCAAGAAAACACGCACGAUCGCAACCCUGAAGGAAUUGUACGGCCCUGGAGUGGAGAAGAUCAAGAUCGACGCCCGAGUCUUCCAGACGACGAGCAACCGGAAGCUGGAGUUCAACAUUGUCUCCUCCGUCUACCACUUGGAGAUCACACCGUCGGAUGUGGGCAACUAUGACCGCGUCGUCGUCCAGGAGCUGCUCAAGGAGAUCGCGCAGACGCAGCAGGUCGAUCUCUCGGCGAAGCAGCGGUUCAAGGUGGUGGUGAUCAACGAGGCGGACCACUUGACGCGCGAUGCGCAGGCGGCGCUCCGACGGACCAUGGAGAAAUACAGCCCCAACCUCAGACUCAUCCUCCUGGCCAACAGCACCUCGAAUAUCAUUGCGCCGAUCCGAUCCCGCACCCUGCUGGUCAGGGUCGCUGCGCCCACGGAAAAGGAUAUCUGCGCGGUGUUGCGGACGGCGGGCAAGAAGGAGGGGUGGCCAGAGGCGGAUGGGCUGAAUCAGAGGAUUGCGAGGGAGAGCGGUCGGAACCUGCGCCGCGCGCUGCUGAUGUUUGAGGCCAUUUAUGCUCAGAAUGAGAAAGUCACCGACAACACGCCAAUUCCACCUCCCGACUGGGAAGCAUUGAUUGCGCAAACUGCGGAUGAGAUCCUGGCGGAACGGUCACCGGCUCAAUUGUUGCGAGUCCGCUCACGUCUGUAUGAUCUGCUGACGCAUUGCAUACCGGCUACUACCAUCCUCAAGACCUUAACCUUCCAGCUCGUCGGCAAAGUGGACGAUGCUCUCAAGCCCGACGUAAUCAAAUGGUCGGCUUUCUACGAGCACAGAAUCACCCAGGGCAGUAAAUUGAUCUUCCAUCUCGAGGCAUUUGUUGCCAAGUUUAUGCGCAUUUAUGAAAGUUACCUCAUGGGCAUGGAGUUUUAAAAGGGACUAGAGUAACAAACAAUGGACGAGUAAUGAAUUAGUUGUACUAUAACGGGUCGUUAUUUCCAUAAAUCAGGCGUUCUGUGAUAGAGUAAAUGACC
Messenger RNA from Aspergillus aculeatinus CBS 121060, 2022 nucleotides. RefSeq lists its product as uncharacterized. The coding region runs from base 23 to 1921 and encodes 632 amino acids. The record is from RefSeq and is a predicted model, not a curated record. Gene Ontology annotation, molecular function: DNA binding; ATP hydrolysis activity; copper ion binding. Lineage: Eukaryota; Fungi; Ascomycota; Eurotiomycetes; Eurotiales; Aspergillaceae. Gene Ontology annotation, biological process: DNA replication. Gene Ontology annotation, cellular component: mitochondrial inner membrane. The transcript has 11 exons.